UCGAGUCACUGAGAUGAAUCAAACGCCUCAGCACUACUGAGCAUAAGCAGAAAGAGUGGUUUUGGAUAAUCCUCGCAUAUCAUCAGCACUCAGUAACGCGCAUACGUCAUCCCUCUCUUGUCUUGCAGACUCACUGAACCAGCAGCAGCAGCAGCACUGACAGCACCGUCGCAUCCUACUGAAGUAUUAACCAGAGCGACAAAACUGCACAGCCGUGGCCAUUAGGAAAACGUCCAACCUAAAACAGUUUGUUAGGGCUGUUUUGUCCAAACCGUUGCACAAGCUGUCUCUGAGGGUGCGUUGGUGGAUUCCACAGAGGUCUACCUAGACAUAGGCAGGGCACUGCUAUGUUGAAACGCGUUAGAUAUGACUGAUGUCGAGGUGACAUAUGAAGACUUCAUCGCCUCUGGAAGGACCGGCCGACGCAAUGCUGUACACGACAUCCUGGGAAGCUCCGGUGGCCUGGACGCUAGCGGACUCUCCCAAACUCUGUCUGAGCUUAAUAUCAGCAAAGCGGAGGCAGGGAAUGAUGAAGAGAAAAGCCAGAGCUUGGCAGACUCCGAACCCAAGCAGGAAGAAGGCAAAGGGGAAGGUACAUAACAGACUUCAGUGACAGAAUCAGGAAAUACCCCCUCUAGUGGCUGAUUUUAAAACUGAGCAUGGAGGGGUUGACAUUGAAAGUAGGGAACAUCACUCUCCCUUAAGGAUCCGGAUGGAGGAGACUUUGCUUUGAGGAAGCUACUGUGAAAGGCUGGGCCUUAAGAAUCACAGCGUUGCUGUUUUUCGACAGCGAACGCUACUUUAGCUGAUGUAGGUAUGAUUUGUACUUAGAAAUUCACUUUAGUUGUUUGGUACUUAGAGUGACUGGUGGGACUUUGGGCCAGAAGUAAUGACAUUAGAUUGGCGAAGACACUCUUGGGAGAUCACAUGGAUCUUAUUUGGAACGCCACCCGCUGACCACUUGAUUUCGGAUUCACCUAUUAACUGCCAGAGUAGUGCAGCUAAUACGCACUCAAUGUUCAGUCAUUUUAUAGGUGUAGUAGUGUUGUAAUAGUAAUAUCAGAUUUUGAUAUUAAAUUGUGCUGUCUUUGAUAUCAUGUUGAUAUUCACAUAAUAUAAGUGCUGCACAUUUGUUAAACACUCAUUGAGUUCAGAUUAAACUGUCUGUGAUGGUCUUGCAUGGCACUGCUCCUGACAGAACCUGUGUGUAACUGUUCACAUCCCGCAAAGGACUAAUCAUUUGUGAUCCGAACAUUUGCAGCGUGUGGUGAUGCUAAUUCCUUGAGUGUUUUAUGAUGAAAAUUCUUCUUGUAUUAUGAAAUCUAGCGUGAUUUGAAGUCUGACUGACACUGCCUAUUAACCCUUUUGAAAAUGUGUUCAAUAGAGCUUGCCUUAUCAAA
Molecule: messenger RNA, 1400 nt
Organism: Sinocyclocheilus anshuiensis
Lineage: Eukaryota; Metazoa; Chordata; Actinopteri; Cypriniformes; Cyprinidae
Product: cAMP-dependent protein kinase inhibitor alpha-like
Exons: 4
Coding region: 367-600 (77 amino acids)
Biological process (GO): negative regulation of protein kinase activity
Molecular function (GO): cAMP-dependent protein kinase inhibitor activity
Source: RefSeq, a predicted model, not a curated record